Chrysochloris asiatica (Cape golden mole) is the source of this 2533-nucleotide messenger RNA. RefSeq names its product RNA binding motif protein 24 (gene RBM24). Gene Ontology annotation, cellular component: cytosol. The transcript is spliced from 5 exons. NCBI's taxonomy places the organism in Eukaryota, Metazoa, Chordata, Mammalia, Afrosoricida, Chrysochloridae. The record is from RefSeq and is a predicted model, not a curated record. Gene Ontology annotation, molecular function: mRNA 3'-UTR binding. Bases 25 to 735 code for a protein of 236 amino acids.
CCUCUGGCCGCACCGGGCGCGAAGAUGCAUACUACCCAGAAAGACACCACGUACACCAAGAUCUUCGUUGGGGGGCUGCCCUACCAUACCACCGAUGCUAGCCUGCGCAAGUACUUCGAGGUCUUCGGCGAGAUCGAGGAGGCUGUGGUCAUCACUGACCGGCAAACGGGCAAAUCCAGAGGCUAUGGAUUUGUCACCAUGGCGGACCGGGCUGCUGCAGAAAGGGCCUGCAAGGAUCCCAACCCUAUCAUUGAUGGCAGAAAGGCCAACGUGAAUCUAGCAUACUUGGGAGCCAAACCUAGGAUUAUGCAACCAGGUUUUGCCUUUGGUGUUCAACAGCUUCAUCCAGCCCUUAUACAAAGACCUUUUGGGAUACCUGCCCACUAUGUGUAUCCGCAGGCUUUUGUGCAGCCUGGAGUUGUAAUUCCGCAUGUGCAGCCGACAGCAGCUGCUGCCCCCACCACGCCUUAUAUUGAAUACACUGGAGCUGCGUACGCACAAUACUCAGCUGCAGCAGCAGCUGCCGCCGCCGCCGCCGCCUACGACCAGUACCCCUACGCAGCCUCGCCCGCGGCUGCAGGAUACGUCACCGCUGGGGGCUAUGGUUACGCAGUCCAGCAGCCAAUCACCGCAGCGGCUCCUGGGACAGCUGCUGCCGCCGCUGCAGCAGCUGCCGCCGCUGCAGCAUUUGGCCAAUAUCAGCCUCAGCAGCUGCAAACAGACCGAAUGCAAUAGACAAACAUCUGAUCAAAGUUGAAUUGUUCUCUCUUCCCUUCCUUCCCCCCAACUUUCCAAUUUUUAGUAGGUAAUGAGAGCAUUAACAUUGACUUAACCGCUUUGGGGCGGGGGGCAAAAAAGCUAUGCUAUUACAAAGCAGGAUUUUUUUUUUUUUUUUUAAAUACUCCAGUAGUGUUCCUGGAUGAGAAAGGGGUGACAAUGGGGAGGGUAGGAACAGGUUUGGAAAUCAAUCCCAGAGACAAUGAAAGGUCAAUUUGAAAUGAUGGGCAGGGAACCGUGGUGAUGGAACUUCACUUUUAUAACGGGGUUUAUAUUUUUGCUCUUUUUAUAGUAUCAGGGAAGCAAACUGCCUUUUACAGUUAGGAAAUGCUAUUUGAAUCUAGCUGAACCAGGGAAUACAGAGUGAGCAAUAUGUAGCUUGAAUUACCUUUUAAAAAACAGAUUUUUUUUUUUUUUUAACAUAGUGUUUGGAAGCACUGAUUGUCAUUUUUAGCAGUCACUAUGGCCUAUAGAACUUUUUUGAGUAAGAAGUUAAUGUUCUUACUAUCUCAAAAACGGGCAUCGAACAAUCAAUCUGGGAGUGUGGUGUGGUGGGCGAAGUGGUGGACAGGCACCAAAGCUAUUUUCUCAUCUGUCCUCAGGAUGAGUGGAACUAUAGAGCAAGUGAUGUGUAAGGAAUGGGUACAACAGCUGUACAGACAAUCACUAACACACAGUUCUGGAAAGAACACAUCACUUGUGCUUGUUUGAUGAGCUUGUCACAUUCUAAUCCCUCUCCCCAUCCUGUUUCAAUUUUGGGAAACUUGUAUCUGCUGGUGUCAGCAAUUCUGAUUCUGAAAUAGGAUCGGGCAUUUACUACAACAGCCUUCUCUAUUUAUUGUGUCGACUUGUGGCGUUAUGAAUAAAAGCAGGCAAAGUUUGCAGACUCUACACCCUUAAGAACUGUCUUAAGGACAUUUAUUUUUCCCCCCCUUUUUAAAUAAUUUUACACUUUGUAGUAUCUAUUUCAGAGUCAUAUUUAAAACUAUUUAUUAGUGAUUACAGUACACGAGACAACAAGGUUACUGAGAUUACAAUUCUUCAAAGAUUAAUGAUCAUGUGGUUUAUAUUGUGCCUUAAUAGUAAUGCUAUUUAAGAUAUUUAUUUUUAAGUUUUACUAUGCUGCACUCUAAAGAAAGGAACUUUAGAUGUGACACUGUAAAAUUAUGUAUUCAUCUCAUGGCAUAAAUUAUUUAGUAGGUCUAGAUGUAGCGUAUUAAAUAUUAACCUAUUCAACGAAAGACGUUGACUUGGAUUUAUUUAAAUUCAUAUGUGCACUGUAUAAGAGCGUACUCUUACAUUAACACAUUUUAGUUCAUUUUAGCUUUUAGGUUUGUUAACCAGGCUACAUUGCUAGUUUCAUGCUUCCUUCUCUGAUUUUUGCUCAUGUAGAUCUCAUUUUUUGGUAACUCAUCUGUCUAACACUCUUCUUAAUGUAGUUUUUAAAUGCUGCUUUACAUUUUUUUCUUCUGAAACUGCAAUACUUGCAAUUUUUACUCUUAAACUAAAUUGAAGACUAUUUUACACUGUAUUGGAUUUUUAUACUUGAACAAUUUCAUACAAGGAAAGACAGGUUAGCAUUUUUAUGGACUUUCUCCAUUAUCACUGGAUUUACUUUAAGUAUUCCCAUACUAGACAGUGUUAUGUAAUGUAGACAUGUCUCUCCUGUGCAAAUUAUUUAUUCAUUGUGUAUAUUGCUUUAUAACAUUUCAAAUCUUCUAAUCUAUUCACUUGUAAUAAAUAUAAUUUUUAAAAA